GAAUUUUGCAAUGGUUCAGGAUUUCGUGCCAGCGACUGGCGUCAGGCGCUUAUUCAGCAGUUGCGCGCAAUACCUCCACUUUCUCUUAUAAUCUACACCGCCUCAUCAGCCGGUCAGUUUGAACCCUCAGCGCCAGCUUACUCUGACAACAUUCCGACCAGUAAUCGAAAUCAACUGUCUUGGCUGUCGGCCAAUUCUUCAGUAGCUCAAUGCACAGAUUCUGGUCCUCCGGAGCAAGGUGUACAUAGCAUUCGUUUGAUUCCUAGCACACUCGUUGAAGAUCUCGAUGAUCAUACUCAAGCUUCUAGCCUAGUAGAAUGCACAAGUACGGUAGCGAGAGUAACUAACACAGCAAGUUGUAGCAGCGAUGCCAGCAUUAGUAGCAGUCCCACCUCGUCCAACUUACCGCCAACAGAGGAAAAGACAAUAAUGUCGGCUUUAGCUUCAUCUAACCAUCUUCAACAUUAUCAUAAGAUCGCUAAUGCUGGCUCGGAGACUUUCGAUAAUGCUACUGUUUCAACACAAUUACCCUUCAUACGAAAGUCUUCAGAGCUUUUAGCUAGCCGAGAGACUACAGAUCAACAUCUGGAUAGCUCUACUCCAGCAGCGCGCUGUCUGAAAAGAGGUGUGGGCGAGGCUUGUAUUACCGAUGUGACUAAUAGAGCUGCCGGUAUCUAUGAUAGCUAUGAAUGGCAGGAAUCGUCGUCUAUGUCGCGCCCCAAAGUAUGUCUCCUACCCUCUGGGUCUGAGCUUAUAUUCCCUACACAGUAUGGUCUUGGCCAAUCUGGUAAGUCAGUUCUUUUGCAAAAUAUUUUGGAAGCUGUUCAGUCACUUAACGCUUCAUUCCCCAUGAAGAAAAUGAUGACAUUUUGA
Protopolystoma xenopodis is the source of this 873-nucleotide messenger RNA. The record is from the annotation of a GenBank genome assembly. NCBI's taxonomy places the organism in Eukaryota, Metazoa, Platyhelminthes, Monogenea, Polystomatidea, Polystomatidae.